Frieseomelitta varia is the source of this 1453-nucleotide messenger RNA. Its product is annotated as chymotrypsin-like protease CTRL-1. The transcript is spliced from 6 exons. Gene Ontology annotation, biological process: proteolysis. The coding region runs from base 263 to 1375 and encodes 370 amino acids. NCBI's taxonomy places the organism in Eukaryota, Metazoa, Arthropoda, Insecta, Hymenoptera, Apidae. Gene Ontology annotation, molecular function: serine-type endopeptidase activity. The record is from RefSeq and is a predicted model, not a curated record.
UAUAUUUUCAAAUAAAGUUUCCAAAUAAAAUUAUUUUCUAAUAGAAAUAGCAUUAUAUAAUAUUUAAAAAAAGCAUCGAAAUUUUCUACAAAAGCACUUGCACACCGUUUUAUGCAUGACAAUGAGACUUCCGCCGGAAGAAUGAAUAAUGCUUCGAAUGUAAUAAAAUCUGUGUCACAUUGCAUGUUACGAAAUAGGAUCUGCCAAACAGAUCAGUUUCAGAUAUGUUUCAAACGACGUCAGUCGAUUAAAGUUGAGAAAAAUGUUGUCUCUAUCAAUACUUGUUUAUUACAUCUUCAUACUAAGUGUCACUCAUCAAACACAGAACAGACAGACAAUUGAAACAUAUCCGAUUAAUUUAAUUAAUUGUCCAAAUGAUAAAAAGUGCACAUUUGUCGAAUAUUGUCCUGUCAUUUCGAAUUUAAUGAGCUACAAUCUACUUCCGAUUCAUAGAUUUCGUCAAGCAAUUUGUGGGUACGAAAGUAUAAGACCAAAAGUGUGUUGCAACAUGGAGCGCAAUAUGAUGAACUCAUUUUUCACAGAAAAAGAUGCAUCUUUUACGAAACCGAAUUUGAUUUCAGACUGUGGUAAAAGCUUCGUUCAUGGUGAUGUUAAUUCUAUAGGAAUGUAUCCUUUUGUUGCUAGAAUUGGAUUUAAAAGUAAGCCUAAAAUACAAAAUACGAUAAAAUAUUUAUUUCUAUAUAAAUGUGAAAAAUUUUGCAAACUUAUAGGUAACACAGGAGAAAUAAAAUAUCCUUGUAAUGGUGUGAUCUUGAAUCAGCACAUGAUAUUAACUACUGCCAGUUGCGCUCUUGCAAAGUCUAGUAAUUAUCAAUUGAAUUCUGUGCUUGUUGGCGAGUUCAACAUUGAUACUGAUCCUGAUUGUACUUCACAAAAAAUUGAUAUAUCUUAUGUAAUAAAACAUCCUCAUUAUCAAGCUGAUACUUUUACAAAUAAUAUAGCGAUGUUACGAUUAAAAGACUCAAUACAAUAUACUGUAACGGCGCAACCUAUAUGUCUCUUAUUAAAGAAUGGAUAUAUAAAUAUAGGAAUGAAUUCUAUUCUUGUUGGAUGGGGCAAGUUGGAACGUCAAAAAGUGGAAUCGGGUAAGCAACAGUUUCUGAAAAUGAGGAUUAUAUCAAGUGAAGAAUGCAUGAAUUACUAUAACCAAGGGCUAGCUACCGAACUAUGCACAAUAGGAAAUGAUGUGCCAUGUUCAGGAUAUAAUGGAAGUCCCCUUUUAUUCAAACAAGGAAAUACAUAUUUUUUGUUAGGCAUUUUAUCAUAUGGUUCCAACUGUAACAUGAAUCGCAACUUCCCAACAGUCUUUGUGAAUGUACAGAAAUACACAAGAUGGAUUCUAGAAAAUUGUUAACUGUUCAUUAAAAAAUUAUUAGCUUGUUAUUGUAUACCUUAAUAAAAGUUGUAUUAUUAUUUUUUUACAUACAGAAAA